Messenger RNA from Camarhynchus parvulus, 2037 nucleotides. RefSeq names its product tweety family member 2 (gene TTYH2). NCBI's taxonomy places the organism in Eukaryota, Metazoa, Chordata, Aves, Passeriformes, Thraupidae. The record is from RefSeq and is a predicted model, not a curated record. Gene Ontology annotation, cellular component: plasma membrane. Gene Ontology annotation, molecular function: intracellularly calcium-gated chloride channel activity; volume-sensitive chloride channel activity. The transcript has 14 exons. Bases 44 to 1648 code for a protein of 534 amino acids.
GCACCGCCGCCCCCGCCCGGCAGCGCGGCGACCCCGGCCCGCCAUGGGGCCCGCCCGCGCCGAUUACCUGGCGCCCUGGUGGGCGGCCUGGCUGCACGGGCUCCCGCACCGCGACCCCCGCCUGCAGCCCGUGCCCAGCACCUUCCGCCCGCAGGACCCCGACUACCAGCAGUCGCUGCUUGUCCUGGGCUUGCUGGCCGCCGUGUGCCUCGGCCUCAACCUCCUCUUCCUCACCGUGUACCUGAUCUGCCUGUGCUGCUGCAAGAGGGACCAGGACGCCGAGAGCAAGCGGCCCCACUCGUGUUGUGUCACCUGGAUGGCCGUCACCGCCGGGCUCAUCUGCUGCGCCGCCGUUGGCAUCGGCUUCUACGGGAACAGCGAGACCAACGACGGCAUUUUCCAGCUGCUCUAUGCCCUGGACCACGCCAACCAGACCCUGACUGGCAUCGACUCCCUGGUUGCCAGCACCACGCUGCAGAUGCAGGGAGCGCUGGAGCAGCACGUGGCACGGCUGAAUGAGCUGCUGGCCUCGCGGGGGGAUUACGUGCAGACCCUCAAGUUCACGCAGCAGCUGGCUGGCAGCAUUGUCCUGCAGCUCCAGGGGCUGCCAGCCUGGCGGGGCGUCAGCGCUGACCUCACUGAGCUGUCGGGACAGGUGGCCUAUGUGGAGUAUUACAGGUGGUUGGCUUACCUGCUCUUCUUCAUCCUCGUCCUCACCGUCUGCCUGCUGGCCUGCCUGGGGCUGGCCAAGCACUCCCGCUGCCUCCUGCUCCUGAUGCUGUGCUGUGGGCUGCUCAUGGUGGUCCUCAGCUGGACCUCCAUGGCCGUGGACAUGGCGGCCGCAGUGGGCACCAGCGACUUCUGUGUGGCCCCGGACAAGUUCAUCCUGAACCAGACAGAUGAUGAGAUCAGUGCAGAGGUGGUUCAUUAUUACCUGUACUGUGACCAGAGCCUGAGCAGCCCCUUCCAGCAGGCUCUCACCAUGUUCCAGCGCUCGCUGACCACCAUGCAGAUCCAGAUCCAGGGGCUCAUCCAGUAUGCGCUGCCCCUCUUCCCCACAGCUGAGAAAGACCUGCUGGGGGUGCAGCAGCUCCUCAACUCCUCGGAGACCAGCCUGCACCAGCUGACAGCCCUGCUGGACUGCCGGGGGCUGCACAAGGAUUACCUGGAUGGCCUCAUUGGCAUCUGCUACGACGGCGUGGAGGGGCUGCUCUACCUGGGGCUCUUCUCCCUGCUGGCGGCCGCCGCCUUCUCCACGGUGAUCUGCGCGGCGCCGCGCGCCUGGCAGCAGCUGGCGGGGCGGGAGCGCGACUACGACGACAUGGACGAGGAGGACCCGUUCAACCCCGCGGCGCGGCGCAUGGCCGCGCACCGCCCGCCGCGGGGGCAGCUGCGCAGCUUCUGCAGCUACAGCAGCAGCCUGGGCAGCCAGAGCAGCCUGCAGCCCCCGGCGGCGCAGACCGUGUCCAACGCGCCCGUCUCCGAGUACAUGAACCAGGCCGUGCUCUUCGGAGGGAACCCCCGCUAUGAGAACGUGCCCCUCAUCGGGAGGGGCUCUCCUCCCCCCACGUACUCCCCGAGCAUGAGAGCCACGUACCUGGCGGUCACCGAUGAGCACGUCCGGCACCGCGGCGACUUCCCGGCCUAGCAGGGCGCACCAAAGAGCGCGGAGGCACAGCCCGGCACAUGGGGUAGGAGCCGCGGCGGGGCUGGGGGCCAAAGCUGGAGCCCCCCAGCGCGCCCUGCCCUGGGCAGCCCCACACCCGCUGCCUUAGGGGCUCCCGGGAGCGCAGAGCGGCUGCGGGGGCUCCUCCUGUCCCCGCAGAACAUUCCGGAGCGCACACCCCGCGCCACGCUGCCCUGGCGCUCCCCUAGCAAUGCAGCACCAACCACUAGUGAUCCCAAACCCUUCCCCAGCCCUUUCCGGCCCCCAUGGCGUUCCCAGGACGAGGGAUUUGGGAUGUUUUGGCCCUGCGGGUUUUCCCUGCUUUGCCGCCGGGGUUUGGGAGGUGCUGGCCUGUUUCAGGGAGGGGUCGC